This is a messenger RNA of Penaeus chinensis, 3006 nucleotides long. RefSeq lists its product as uncharacterized. The record is from RefSeq and is a predicted model, not a curated record. The coding region runs from base 56 to 2809 and encodes 917 amino acids. The transcript has 17 exons. Lineage: Eukaryota; Metazoa; Arthropoda; Malacostraca; Decapoda; Penaeidae.
GAAGUUUCUGAAGCGAAGAUUUCAGGUGAACUCCGGCGAAUCCGUUCCUGCCACCAUGGGGUCUCAGAAGUCCCCGCUGGACGACGAGAACCUGAUGAACAUUCUAGCCGACGCAGCGCACUGGACUGAGGAACAGACGGCCGAGAAGCUUCACGGAACUUUGCCUGUUGUUAUAGACUUCCUGCAAAAGAGCCCUCCAGCUGAGGAAGGGGUGCAGGUGGCCAGGUUCGUCCUAGGCUCCUUCCUCCCGCACCUCCAAGUCGAGGAGUCCUUCUCCCUCCUCGAUGCCACUCUGCCAGCCCUCAGGUCUUUCUUUGAUGCCUUUGUGCAGGAGUGCGAGCAGGAGGCAAAGGUUAGCGAAGAUGUGCCCAGCCGACUCCUUCAGCAAUGUAUCCUAAUCACAGAGAGUUGUGAACUGAUGGUGCAGUUCCUGAUGCAAGCAGAGAAUGUUGUUGUGAAAAAUGUGAACAACCUUCCUAAAGUUGUGUUGCAUGUGAUAAAUGGCUCUCUGAAGCACUGCAAAGAUAGUGGGACCAUCUAUGGGGACCAGCAAGAGCAAGUGAGUGAGCCCUUGAAUCUCCUCUUUCGGCAGACCGUGGACCUCUCAACUCACUUCUCAGGAUUAUUGCCCAAACUUGUGUUUGAUACUUACGAUGAUAUAAAUAUAUUGAUUGAUGUCUGCGAACAGCUACCAAUGACAGCAUCAUGCAUGUCACAGUUGUCAGAAGUCCGUGCCUGUGUGGUGGUGUGGCGAGCAUAUGUCUCCUUUAUCCAGCAGUAUCAUGCACAUCUCAUAACAGAACUGGAUAUCUCCCUGCCAAUUGCUUCUCUAACAAGGGAGAUUUCAGAUGGCUUGCUCAUGGUGACAGGGUUUUCAGUCCAGAAUAAGAAAAUGAACGACCAGGACCUUAAGAUUACUCAACGUAUAAUUAAGAUGACAAGUUUUUGUAUGAAGAUUGUCAUUUCACUGUGCGAGAAAUUCAAGGGAUACGUACACCCAGCUCAUCGAGAACUGGGAAAGCUCCUGGUAUUGUUGUUUAGGUUCUUUCCUGAAAAUCUCAUUCUACAAAAGUUUCCUGAUGGGAUAAAGACCGACAUGGAGAGGCAGGUGGCCAUUGGGGUUGAGCCCCUCUUGUCCCAUCUUAGGGAUGAUGUGGACUUUGUUAAGGUUGCAAUAGACUUAGGAGAUGAAGAAACAGAGAAGACAGAGGAAAUGGAUGAUUGGGGAAGUUAUCUCCUGUUGCUGAUUGCUCUGAGCUCCCCACUCUCGCCUGCUAUUGCACUCCACUUCGAAGCUCUUGUUGACAGGACAUUCCAGGCAAUUCAGAGAAGCCAUGCUUCACUUUCAUACCCAUGCAAGAUAGCAGGAGUAAUGUGUGGAGGAAAACCCCUUGCCAACGUAACGCUCUAUGAACAUGUCCUAACGCACUUGUGUUCACUGGUGGCUGUUUUAGAGCCUGAGAGUUUUGAGGCCAUGGAACAGCUCCUUAUAAAAUGGCUGUUGUCUGGACAAACGUGGCCGGCUCUAAUGGCUGCUGAUAUUUGGUGUUUUAUGGCCAGAUAUGGAACAAGUGAGCUGUGUAAGAAUCACUGCUUGGUACUCGCUGAAAUCUUGCCUCAUGCUCCACUUCAUUCUCACCAACAGUUGGUACUAACUUCACUUCUCACAAGGCUUAUUUCCAAGCUUUCUCCAGCUGAUAAGGCUGAUUUUCUUUCUCAUAUAUCAUCUGGACCUAUCAAGCAUGAGGAUGAAGUCAGUCUCUCCUGUGUGGUGAAAGAGAACUGCAAGGCAGACCAGACAAAGGAUGUUAGGAAGAAUCUUCUCAAUAGUUGCUCUCAGACCAUCAAAGCAGUGGUUUCAAAAAAUGCAUCGGAAGACAAUGUUUUUGAUCUUUUGGUCAAGCUUGAGCACAUCUUCCCAAGCCUUGCUGACUUCCCUCUAACAGAUGAUGAGGAUGCAGUUGUUUUUGUUGAAUGCAUACAGGAUCUAGCACAGCUGUGGACCAGGUUUCCAGUGGAAUAUAUUGGCUGUACAGCAGUUGAUUUGUUGGCUUCAGGCCUAUUGAUAACAUCAAGCUCAGUUCUUAAUCAUUACUCUAAUGAUCAGCUUCUUCAGAUCACAUCUUUCUGUAAAGAAAGUCCCAGUCGGGCUUCACCAGUGUUUGAGGUUUCUGUUUGCUUGCUGGUGGCUGCAGCUGGGCAGUGUAGUCUGUUAGCCACAUCAUCUUCAGAAGUUGCAAAUAUCUUAGACUGCCUUUCUGAUGGGUUGCAUAAAGUGUUGCAGAGCAAGAAUCCAUUUGUGUACCAGUGUGCUUUAGAUGCCUUUGUUGCAUUUGGUCAACAUUCAGUGCACGAAAAUGUGUUGCCUUCAUGUCUGCAAAAGUGUGAGGAGACUUUGCAAGGGAAAGUUACAAAGUACUUGCAACAAGAAGUACACACUUUAUCCCCCAGCAUGUCAAUGUGUAAUCUACUACAACACCAAAAUGUCAUAUGUUGCAGUGAUAAAAGGGCACUGUCUCAGAAGAAUUAUGUGCCAAUUGAAGAAUUGGUAAUGGUAGAGAACGCAUCAGCAAGUUCAUUAUUAUUAAAAGGAAAAAAUAAUUUGUCAGAGGAAUUUAAAUCAUCAAAGAGAAAAAGGGAAGACGAAUUGGUUUAUUCUAGUUCGUGUGAAGCGAGAACUUUAAUGGAAAGUCUUCAGGAAAGUAGAAAUAUUAUUGGACGAUUGAAAGAUAGGAAUGAAAUGGAGAAGAUUGACAGAGAUGGGGUUUUAAUUUUGUUACAGGAAAUGAUCAGUGAACUUAACUCCUGAUUUUUUUUUCUUUUUUUUCUUUCUUUUGUUAAAACUUUUUUAAUAUCAAAUUUUAUUACAGCAAAGAAAAAGAUUGUUCUAGAGUAAGUGGUAUUGGUAAUAUAUAUUUAGAUUUAAUAUUUAUUUUGUAAGAUGAGAAACUUUUUUAUUAUUUUCUUGCUGUGUAAAGACAAGAAAUAAAAUAUUAACAAUUGUUA